AUGCGCCGGCAGUAUCUUGGAGAAGGCAGGGAUUUGGUUCUGGUACGAGGAACGAAGUUUAACAUGGGCACGAUGCUCAACUGUGCUAUCACUGCGGGAGCACAUCCGGUUGGACACUGGGGCGCCUGCCAUGCUUCGCCACAGGAUGCAAAUGGGCCUUUGACAGGGGAUAUCAACAUCUCAGUGCACAUGCCCCGAUAUGCGUAUCCAUUUGGCAUCACCGUCACCAUCAACGGAGAACGUUUCUUCGACGAAGGCGAGCAUAACUUCAGUCAUACAUAUGCAAAGAUAGGGAAGAAAAUCGGCGACCAGCCGGGAGCAAAGGCCUUUCAGAUCUUCGACCAGACCACUUUGAAGCUCUUACCUAAGCGGUACGAGACGGCAAAGCCCAUAGAAGCUGAGAGCAUCCAGGAGUUGGCCAUCAAGAUGGGAGUCGACUUCAUGGGCUUACAGAAGACGAUCAAUUCGUUCAAUGCCACUUGUUCGGAUGACAGCAGCGCAUUCGAACCAACCAAGCUGGAUGGACUGUGCACCAAACCGUCUGAAAACUUGAGAUAUUCCAAGUCAAACUGGGCAUUGAAGAUCGAACAGAAACCAUUUGUGGCAUAUGCUAUUGCUUGUGGCAUAACAUUCACAUAUGGUGGGAUUGCCACAGAUGUCACUGCUUGA
This is a messenger RNA of Exophiala aquamarina CBS 119918, 669 nucleotides long. RefSeq lists its product as uncharacterized. Bases 1 to 669 code for a protein of 222 amino acids. The record is from RefSeq and is a predicted model, not a curated record. The transcript has a single exon. Lineage: Eukaryota; Fungi; Ascomycota; Eurotiomycetes; Chaetothyriales; Herpotrichiellaceae.